This is a messenger RNA of Medicago truncatula (barrel medic), 1435 nucleotides long. Its product is annotated as 1-aminocyclopropane-1-carboxylate oxidase homolog 1. The transcript has 3 exons. The record is from RefSeq and is a predicted model, not a curated record. NCBI's taxonomy places the organism in Eukaryota, Viridiplantae, Streptophyta, Magnoliopsida, Fabales, Fabaceae. The coding region runs from base 146 to 1231 and encodes 361 amino acids.
UUUCUUAAAAAGGUACUGUAUGUGUUAGGUUAACAUUGAAAAAAUACAACAAAAACAAAAGAUAGAAUUUCAGUAUUCUCAUAUGAAUAAAUCACCAAUUAACUUCAAUUGUUAAUUGUUGAUAUCCAUCCACAGCUCCAAAACUAUGGCAUCAUUAGAAUCAUUUAGCGACUUAAAAAAAGCACAAGUUCAAGCAUUUGAUGAUUCCAAAACUGGUGUAAAAGGUAUACUAGAUUCUGGCAUAACAAAGAUACCUUCCAUUUUUCAUGUUAACUUGGAAAAAUCUACUCAAAAUUCACCUACUCAUGAAUCCAGCUUCACCACCAUCCCCAUCAUAGAUCUUCAACACAUCAAAAGAGUUGAGCUAGUUGACCAAAUCAAGAAUGCUUCCAAGAACUGGGGAUUUUUCCAAGUGAUCAAUCAUGGUAUUCCACUUCAUGUUUUGGAUGAGAUGAUCAAUGGAAUUUGUAGAUUUCAUGAACAAGAUGCUGAAGCUAAGAAACCCUUUUACUCAAGAGAUAAAGAUAAGAAAGUUAGGUAUUUCUCUAAUGGGAAGUUGUUUAGGGACAUGGCUGCUAAUUGGAGGGAUACAAUUGCAUUUGCUGCAAAUCCUAAUCUUCCCAAUCCAGAAGAGUUACCAGCAGUAUGUAGAGAUAUUGUGGCUGAAUAUUCAAAACAAGUAAAAGCAUUGGGUGUUACGAUCUUUGAGUUAUUGUCAGAAGUUCUUGGCCUCAAUCUUUCUUACCUUAAUGAAAUGGAAUGUGCUAAAGCACUUUAUAUCAUGGGACAAUACUAUCCACAAUGCCCUGAACCAGAAUUAACUAUGGGAAUUGCAAAACACACCGAUUGUGCCUUCAUGACGAUACUUCUUCAAAAUCAAAUAGAGGGUCUUCAAGUUCUUCACGAGAACCGAUGGGUCAAUGUUCCUCCAGUGCAUGGAGCUCUUGUUGUAAAUAUUGGGGAUAUCCUACAGCUAAUGACGAAUGACACGUUCAUCAGUGUUAAUCACCGGGUGUUGUCAAGGAAUAUAGGUCCUAGAAUAUCUGUAGCAACCUUCUUUAUGAAUUUUACUAUAUCUGAAUGCACAUCAAAAGUUUAUGGUCCAAUAAAGGAAUUGUUAUCAGAAGAAAACCCUCCAAUCUAUAGAGAUAUUACUAUGAAAGAAAUCUUGACAAAUUAUUAUGCGAAAGGCAUUAGUGGGAAUGCUUGCUUGCGUCCGUUAAAGUUGUGAAGCAAAUGUAAGGUAUUUGACAGAUGCUACAUUUGAUGUAUUGUGCUAUUGAGGAACUUCAUAUGAUGUUGCUGGUGUAUCAAGAUAUUUAUCAGUUUCUUGUUACUGUGAACUUCUGCCUAUGUAUUUUGAGCUGAUUGUUAGCAUAUGCAUAUGUACCAACUUUAAAAGAAGCAUAAAAUUUUACUUAUUUGAGGAAUUAAA